Symphalangus syndactylus (siamang) is the source of this 1788-nucleotide messenger RNA. It is a transcript of the gene SLC13A1, whose product is annotated as solute carrier family 13 member 1. Gene Ontology annotation, molecular function: sodium:sulfate symporter activity. Gene Ontology annotation, biological process: sulfate transmembrane transport; sodium ion transport. NCBI's taxonomy places the organism in Eukaryota, Metazoa, Chordata, Mammalia, Primates, Hylobatidae. Gene Ontology annotation, cellular component: plasma membrane. The record is from RefSeq and is a predicted model, not a curated record.
AUGAAAUUCUUCAGUUACAUUCUGGUUUAUCGCCGAUUUCUCCUCGUGGUUUUCACUGUGUUGGUUUUACUGCCUCUGCCCAUCGUCCUCCGCACCAAGGAAGCAGAAUGUGCCUACACACUCUUUGUGGUCGCCACAUUUUGGCUCACAGAAGCAUUGCCUCUGUCGGUAACAGCUUUGCUGCCUAGUUUAAUGUUACCCAUGUUUGGGAUCAUGCCUUCUAAGAAGGUGGCAUCUGCUUAUUUCAAGGAUUUUCACUUACUGCUAAUUGGAGUUAUCUGUUUAGCAACAUCCAUAGAAAAAUGGAAUUUGCACAAGAGAAUUGCUCUGAAAAUGGUGAUGAUGGUUGGUGUAAAUCCUGCAUGGCUGACGCUGGGGUUCAUGAGCAGCACUGCCUUUUUGUCUAUGUGGCUCAGCAACACCUCGACGGCUGCCAUGGUAAUGCCCAUUGCGGAGGCUGUAGCGCAGCAGAUCAUCAAUGCAGAAGCAGAGGUCGAGGCCACUCAGAUGACUUACUUCAACGGAUCAACCAACCACGGACUAGAAGUUGAUGAAAGUGUUAAUGGACAUGAAAUAAAUGAGAGGAAAGAGAAAACAAACCCAGUUCCAGGAUACAAUAAUGAUACAGGGAAAAUUUCAAGCAAGGCGGAGUUGGAAAAGAACUCAGGCAUGGGAACCAAAUAUCGAACAAAGAAGGGCCACAUGACAUGUAAACUUAUGUGUUUGUGCAUUGCCUACUCUUCUACCAUUGGUGGACUAACAACAAUCACUGGUACCUCCACCAACUUGAUCUUUGCAGAGUAUUUCAAUACACGCUAUCCUGAUUGUCAUUGCCUCAACUUUGGAUCAUGGUUUACGUUUUCCUUCCCGGCUGCUCUUAUCAUUCUACUCUUAUCCUGGAUCUGGCUUCAGUGGCUUUUCCUAGGAUUCAAUUUUAAGGAGAUGUUCAAAUGUGGCAAAACCAAAACAGUCCAACAAAAAGCUUGUGCUGAGGUGAUUAAGCAAGAAUACCAAAAGCUUGGGCCAAUAAGGUAUCAAGAAAUUGUGACCUUGGUCCUCUUCAUUAUAAUGGCUUUGCUAUGGUUUAGUCGAGAUCCUGGAUUUGUUCCUGGUUGGUCUGCACUUUUUUCAGAGUACCCUGGUUUUGCUACAGAUUCAACUGUUGCUUUACUUAUAGGGCUGCUAUUCUUUCUUAUACCAGCUAAGAGAUUGACUAAAACUACACCUACAGGAGAAAUUGUUGCUUUUGAUUACUCUCCACUGAUUACUUGGAAAGAAUUCCAGUCAUUCAUGCCCUGGGAUAUAGCCAUUCUUGUUGGUGGAGGGUUUGCCCUGGCAGAUGGUUGUGAGGAGUCUGGAUUAUCUAAGUGGAUAGGAAAUAAAUUAUCUCCUCUGGGUUCAUUACCAGUAUGGCUAAUAAUUCUGAUAUCUUCUUUGAUGGUCACAUCUUUAACUGAGGUAGCCAGCAAUCCAGCUACCAUUACACUCUUUCUCCCAAUAUUAUCUCCAUUGACCGAAGCCAUUCAUGUGAACCCUCUUUAUAUUCUGAUACCUUCUACUCUGUGUACUUCGUUUGCAUUCCUCCUACCAGUAGCAAAUCCACCCAAUGCUAUUGUCUUUUCAUAUGGUCAUCUGAAAGUCAUUGACAUGGUUAAAGCUGGACUUGGUGUCAACAUUGUUGGUGUUGCUGUGGUUAUGCUUGGCAUAUGUACCUGGAUUGUACCCAUGUUUGACCUCUACACUUACCCUUCGUGGGCUCCUGCUAUGAGUAAUGAGACCAUGCCAUAA